Molecule: messenger RNA, 2663 nt
Organism: Aspergillus saccharolyticus JOP 1030-1
Lineage: Eukaryota; Fungi; Ascomycota; Eurotiomycetes; Eurotiales; Aspergillaceae
Product: putative potassium transporter
Exons: 9
Coding region: 331-2430 (699 amino acids)
Biological process (GO): potassium ion import across plasma membrane; intracellular potassium ion homeostasis
Cellular component (GO): plasma membrane
Molecular function (GO): high-affinity potassium ion transmembrane transporter activity
Source: RefSeq, a predicted model, not a curated record
ACCACUUUUCUACUACUUCGCAAGUCAUUUCAUCGUUGGUGACUUCGUUCCACCGCUUCACAACGCGUCGCACAAGGAUUCAAACAAUGAAAUUUCGCAUUAGAUUAAGAUUGAUACAGAUUUUGCAAAGUCCUUGUGGGUAGCGGUGUGCGCCCCCCCGCCCCCUCCAAAUAUCAAAUAAGAAUUCUUCAACCAAAAAACCUCGACUGGUUUCAAUCGCCUUAAACGAAGCCGACAGCUCUAGGCCGCGAGCUCUCCGCUUCGUCACCUAGGAGGCCUACAUCAUCCCUUCACUAUAAAUUGCAAUACUUGGUGAACUUAUCCAUCAAGAUGACAAACUGGCAUUCGCGACGGUUCCUAGGACGAAGCAUCAUGGCGGUCCUACCGCCGUUCAACUUCCUCACGCUUCAUUAUGCCUACUUUAUCGCGGUGCCCUUGAUCUGCAGUGCCAUUCUCUGGGGCUCUGCCACUCCGGCGCACAGUGUUGCCUAUGUCGACGCUUUGUUUUUGUGCGUCAGUGCUAUGACUGGCGCCGGUCUGAACACUGUGGAUUUGUCGAAGUUGAACUCAUUCCAGCAGUCCAUUCUCUUUGUGCUGCUGCUCCUGGGACAUGCAAUCAUGAUCUCCAUCACGGUGCUCUUUGUUCGGAGGAAUGCGUUCCAGUCCAAGUUCCAACAUAUCGUGAACGAGCGCAAAAGGAAAAGCGCUUACUCAAUUGAUAAGGCGAGCCAGAGAGCUCGUCUGGAUCCCAUAAACGAGAACGGCGCCGAGAAGCAUGAGCUGUCGCCUACAUCAGGCGAUUUGGUUUCUGCAGAUGCCAGGAAGACAGUCGCGGCUCGUGCCGUCCCGACAGACACGAACGCUUCGUCGUCAGAGGAGGAUCAAAUACAAUGGGUUGACGAUGACCAGGUCACUCUCGGCCAUAUGAAGCAUCACCAGCAACACCAUCAUCAUCGCGUUUUCCCUAUGGUAGGGGUUGGAGCUCGGUUUGAUCUUAACAACCACCCGCGUGAUGCCGUCCCACGCUUGCCCCAGAGACAAGAAGAAGAAGAAGAAGAUUUGCCGGCGCUCAAAGGCAUUUUGAAAGGAACCCAGAAAUAUUUCGCGUCCAAGGGUCUCAUUUCGCGCAAUUCGCAGUUUCAUGGGCUGACGCCUGAAGAGCGGGAGAGGCUUGGAGGUGUCGAGUAUCGAGCGGUGUCCUUCUUACUAGUCAUCGUGACUUUGUACUGGGUGGUGUUUAUCAUCUGUGGUAUAGUCGGCAUGGGCACCUGGGUCGCGGUCAAUCACCCAGAAAAAGCCCGAGAGAACGGACUGUCGCCUUUCUGGACCGGCGCGUUCUUCGCAGUUUCUGCCUUUGUCAACAGUGGCAUGUCGCUGUUGGAUGCCAACAUGGUGGCAUUUCAGAGAAGUGCGUAUCCAUUGCUUACUAUGAGCUUCCUCAUUUUGGCUGGAAACACUCUUUAUCCGUGUUUCUUGCGUUUCAUCAUAUGGAGCAUGAAAUGCUUGCUGCCAAAGUCGCCCUCAUGGGCGCCAUGGAGAGUUACUCUCGAAUUCAUUCUAGACCAUCCUCGAAGAGUCUAUACCAAUCUCUUUCCCAGGCGCCAUACCUGGUUCUUGAUGGCCACUAUCAUCAUCUUGAACGCAAUAGACUGGGCUGGUUUUGAGGUUCUGUCCAUUGGUAACAAGGAUAUUGAAAGUCUACCUACAGAGUACAGGGUUCUCGAUGGUCUAUUCCAGGCUUCUGCUGUGCGUGCCGGAGGAUUCUAUGUUGUGACUAUAGCCGACCUUCGCCAAGGAUUACUCGUACUAUAUGUUCUUAUGAUGUAUGUAUCAGCAUACCCCGUGCUGCUCACUAUGAGGACCACAAAUGUCUACGAAGAACGGUCCCUGGGCAUCUACGCCCACGACCCCACAGACGGCGAACAAGAAUCCCGGGCGUCAUCCAACCUGCUCAUCCAACUCGUCCGUCACCGCUUACUCGGCCGACGGGACGGGUCCAGCCCCGAAGCUUCGCGGAGCUAUUUUGUGCACCAGCAGCUGCGCUCCCAGUUGAGCCACGAUCUGUGGUGGAUCGCGCUCGCUGUGUUUCUGAUCAGUGUCGCGGAGUCCGACCACUUCUCGGAGCAACCCGUCGCGUUCUCGACCUUUAACAUUAUCUUCGAGAUCGUCUCCGCCUACGGCUGCGUCGGCGUCAGUGUCGGCUACCCGGGCUCGAAUGCUUCGUUUUGCGGCGCCUGGCACCCCAUCAGCAAGCUGAUCCUUGCGGCGGUGACCCUGCGCGGCCGGCACCGGGGUCUUCCUGUUGCCAUUGAUCGGGCGGUCAUGCUGCCGACUGAGUCACUGGAGUGGGCGGAAGAAGAGGAUGCUGCGCUGCGGAGGGAGCAGUCCCGUGCCUGGGGGGCGGAGAAGAUGCCUGUUGGGUCGGUGUAGAUGUGUGUCGCAGUCUGUGAGUGUGACUGUGUGAGUAUGUGAGUUGGGAGGUGGUUAGAGGAAAGUCGUCUUGUGUGGCGGCUCCGUUCGCUAAACAAUGGUUGUGGUGAGUUUCCUUGAUAUUUUUGGCUGCGUUCUGCUUACUCUGAUAUUCUGCAUUGGCUUCAUGGGUUCUUGUUGUUACCGACUAGUAGAGAGUCUUAAAAGUAGAUUUAUAUAAAAGAGAGUCAAAC